AUGCGCGCUACGUACAACGAGUACAUGAAUGUGCAUAUUACCUCGGUGGCCGUGGUGACCCAGGCCUUCAGCCCGUUGUUGCACAGGCCGUCGGCACCCAAGGUCAUCACCGUUACAUCCGGGCUCGGGAGCAUCACCAACGUGCUGUCGCCGCGGCGGAUGGCGCGCGCCCCGCCGUAUGGCGCCAGCAAGGUGGGAAUGAACGGGCUGGCGGCACACCUGCAGGUGGGCGAGAACGAGCGCGCGGCAGCGGGGGAGGAUGCGAAGCCUCGUAUCCGGUUUUUCAUCUCGAACCCGGGCCGGUUGAAGACGGCGUUCUCCAAUUACAUCGCGUGGGGGAAGGAGCCGCAGGCGGGCGCGGAGAGUAUCGUGCAGCUGAUGGGCGAUGAGGAGGGGAAGAUGCGCGUUGUGCCGUGGUGAUUCCUGCACAGAACAAGAAUAGGUCCCUAUCAUGUCAAGCAAUGUGGAACCGAGCCAGAUUGCGUUCGGGUCGUUCCGAGCAUAUAUACCCAUUAUAGUACGGAGUCCAG
Monascus purpureus is the source of this 530-nucleotide messenger RNA. Lineage: Eukaryota; Fungi; Ascomycota; Eurotiomycetes; Eurotiales; Aspergillaceae. The record is from the annotation of a GenBank genome assembly.